ACAGGGAGUGGGAGGAAGCCGGAGAGCGGGGGGCUGCGCGGGGCCCCGACGGGGACAGAGCGAGCGCGGGCAGGGACGGGGACAGGGGACAGGGACAGAGCCGGAGCCACCAGCCCGAGUGACAAAGCGGGGGCUGCGCCGAGGGGUCCCCAGGCUGUGUCCCCCCCGUCCCCAGGAGCGGCGGGCAGCGAGGCCAUGGCGAUGCUCCUGGAGCCCGGCAUGCAGAGCCUGCGGAUGGGUGCCAACGGCGAGCGGUGCCCGACGCCGUCCCCGCCCGGCUCCCCGGGGACGCCCCACGACAGCUGCAGCAUCGCCCCGCUGACGCCCUCCCAGUCACCGCGGAGCGAGGUGCGCUCCCAGCAGGGCCCGUCCUUCUCCGUGGUGGUGGCCAUCGACUUCGGCACCACCUCCAGCGGUUACGCCUUCAGCUUCACCAGCGACCCCGAGGCCAUCCACAUGAUGAGGAAAUGGGAAGGGGGGGACCCGGGUGUGGCCAACCAGAAGACGCCCACCAGCCUCCUGCUGACCCCGGAGGGGACAUUCCACAGCUUCGGCUACACCGCCCGCGAUUACUACCACGACCUGGACCCCGAGGAGGCCCGUGACUGGUUCUACUUUGAGAAGUUCAAGAUGAAGAUCCACAGCACCAGUGAUCUGACCAUGAAAACUGAGCUGGAAGCUGUCAACGGGAAGAAGAUGCCGGCGCUGGAAGUGUUCGCCCACGCGCUGCGCUUCUUCAAGCAGCACGCGGUGCAGGAGCUGAAGGAGUGCCCGUCCCUGCCCGAGCGCGAUGCCAUCCGCUGGGUCCUCACCGUGCCGGCCAUCUGGAAGCAGCCGGCCAAGCAGUUCAUGAGGGAAGCGGCCUACAAGGCCGGGCUGGUGUCCCCGGAGACGCCGGAGCAGCUGCUGAUCGCGCUGGAGCCCGAGGCCGCCUCCAUUUACUGCCGCAAGCUGCGGCUGCACCAGCUGAUCGAGCUGAGCUGCCGGGCCCCGGCCGGCGGGGCCGAGCCCCCCCACCCCAUCGACUCCAGCUUCCGGCAGGGUGAGGGCCGGGAGCAGCUCCGGCGAUCCCGGCACAGCCGAACCUUCCUGGUGGAGUCGGGAGUGGGCGAGCUCUGGUCGGAGAUGCAGGCAGGUGACAGGUACAUCGUGGCCGACUGUGGCGGGGGCACGGUGGACCUGACCGUGCAUCAGAUCGAGAAGCCGCAGGGGACGCUGAAGGAGCUCUACAAAGCCUCGGGAGGUCCCUACGGUGCCGUGGGUGUGGACCUGGCCUUCGAGAAACUUCUGUGCCACAUCUUCGGGGACGAUUUCAUCGCCACCUUCAAGGCCAAGCGUCCGGCGGCCUGGGUGGACCUGACCAUUGCCUUCGAGGCGCGGAAGCGCGCGGCCGCCCCGAGCCGCUCCAGCCCCCUCAACAUCUCCCUGCCCUUCUCCUUCAUCGACUUCUACCGCAAACACCGCGGCCACAACGUCGAGACCGCGCUCCGCAAGAGCAAUGUCAACCUGGUGAAGUGGUCGUCCCAAGGGAUGCUGCGGAUCCCCGAGGCCAUGAGCGAGCUGUUCCAGCCAACCAUCACCCACAUCAUCCAGCACAUCGACACCCUCCUGAAGAAACCCGAGGUGCAAGGCAUCAAAUUCCUGUUCCUGGUGGGCGGCUUCGCCGAGUCGGCCAUGCUGCAGCGGGCGGUGCAGGCCGCCUUCGGCCACUGCUGCCGGGUCAUCGUCCCGCAGGACGUGGGGCUGACCAUCCUCAAGGGGGCCGUGCUCUUCGGCCUGGACCCCGGCGUGGUGCGGGUGCGCCGCUCCCCGCUCACCUACGGCGUGGGGGUCCUCAACAAGUUCGUGGAGGGGAAGCACCCGCGGGAGAAGCUGCUGGUCAAGGAGGGCAAGAACUGGUGCACCGACAUCUUUGAGAAGUUUGUGAGUGUGGACCAGUGGGCAUUGGGUGAGGUGGUCCAGCGGAGCUACUGCCCGGCCAGGCCGGGCCAGCGCAGGACCAUCAUCAACAUCUACUGCUGUGACAGGGAUGACGUGGUGUACAUCACCGACCCCGGCGUCAGGAAGUGCGGCACCAUCAGCCUGGAGCUGGGGGACGCGGGGGACGCAGGCCCGGCGCGGGGCCGGCGCGAGAUCCGCGCCAGCAUGCAGUUCGGGGACACCGAGAUCAAGGUGACCGCGCUGGACACGCGCACAGCGCGCAGCGUGAGGGCCACCAUCGACUUCCUGUCCAACUGAGGGGACGUGGAACCUGUCACCAUCGACUUCCUGUCCAAUUGAGGGGCUGUGGGACGUGCCACCAUCAACUUCCUGUCCAACUGAGGGGACGUGCCACCAUCGACUUCCUGUC
Catharus ustulatus (Swainson's thrush) is the source of this 2350-nucleotide messenger RNA. Its product is annotated as heat shock 70 kDa protein 12B-like. Lineage: Eukaryota; Metazoa; Chordata; Aves; Passeriformes; Turdidae. The record is from RefSeq and is a predicted model, not a curated record.